Messenger RNA from Argentina anserina (silverweed cinquefoil), 895 nucleotides. RefSeq names its product protein LIFEGUARD 3-like. The record is from RefSeq and is a predicted model, not a curated record. NCBI's taxonomy places the organism in Eukaryota, Viridiplantae, Streptophyta, Magnoliopsida, Rosales, Rosaceae.
AUGGCGAUUACGGCGUCGAACCCGAACACCGAGACGGACCUGGACCUCGAGGCCGGAGCGCCCUGCCGGCUGUUCUCCAUGACUGAGAACCCGCAGCUCCACUGGGCCUUCAUUCGCAAGGUCUACACCAUCCUCUCCGUCCAGCUACUCAUCACCGCCGCCAUAUCCGCCACCGUUGAUUUGGUUCGUCCGGUCGCUCACUUCCUCGUCGGCACCAAGGCCGGGCUCGGCGUCUUCAUCGCCGUUGUCGUCUUGGCUGUCGUCGUGCUUGUUGCUUGGAGGAUUUGCGCCAAGAAGCACCUGGUGAAUUACAUACUGAUGGGGCUUUUCACAGUCUUGAUGGGCCUCAUAAUUGGACUGGCCUGUGUUUUCACUCUCAAGAAGGUGCUAUUGGAGGCUUGGGGUCUGAUAGUUGGGGUUUUCAUCGGCUUGACAUAAUUUACUUUCUGGGCUGCAAGGAGAGGCUAUGAUUUCAGCUUCCUUUGUCCCUUUCUGUUUGCAGCGCUCACUGUUUUACUUGGGUUUAUUCUGAUUCAGAUUCUCCACCCUCUUGGGAAAGCCAGUCAUAUGAUAUUCGGCAUUGUCGGAUGCAUCAUCGUCAGCGGCUACAUUGUCUUUGACACGGAUAAGUUGAUCAAGCGCAACCAGGAUGAUGAGUUCCUAGUGGUUGCAGCUGGCCUGUACAUAUAUACUUUCACCCUCUUCAUGAGUUUGAUCAUAGCUAAUAUCAGCUGACAAGCUGUUGCUUAACUAAGACUCAUAGCUAGCCUUCACUUGUGCAUUUGGUCCUAGUUAUGGUUUAGGAAAAAUUGUGAAGGUCAUGAUAAACAACUAAUGAAUGGUCUAAAUUGAAGAUUACUUGUAGGUCUGUUUACCAUUGAGACAUAGUCUCCUU